This is a messenger RNA of Saccostrea cuccullata (small rock oyster), 3536 nucleotides long. RefSeq lists its product as uncharacterized. The record is from RefSeq and is a predicted model, not a curated record. The annotation marks the transcript as partial. NCBI's taxonomy places the organism in Eukaryota, Metazoa, Mollusca, Bivalvia, Ostreida, Ostreidae. The transcript is spliced from 19 exons.
GAAUGGCACACAGAGCUCCGUCUUUUGUUGAGGGAUCUCACCGACGUGAACGGAAGGAUAAAGAAAGGGAUUCCAGAUCCCAAGUCGGAGGCAGGCGUGGCGUUCCUGAAGAUUAAGGCGGUGUAUGGGAGGAUUGACACGUAUGAUGUACUGGUCCGUCAGUCGGUCGUAACAAGGUGGCUGGACAGAGUCCGGACCAUUUCCCACUCUGAUCCUAAGACCUUCAGGAAUUCCAUUGAUGAGUACAUAGAAACAGCUGACCCUGGUGCAGGAGGUCAGUUUUGGCCAAUCGUAAAGAAGGUUACAGUUCGUUUACCUAACUGUGAUGCCUGCAGCAGUGGAGCAGUACUGGUGGAUCUACCAGGUGUGAGGGACUCGAACGCGGCCCGCGACAAAAUAGCGCGAGAUCAUUUGAAGAACUGUACUGCCGUGUGGGUUGUGUCCUCCAUACAUCGCGCCAUUGAUGAGAAGACAGCUAAGGACCUCCUGGGAGAGAAUUUCAGCAGACAGCUGUUGAUGGACGGACAGUAUGGAAACAUCGCAUUUAUCUGUACAAAGACCGACAUCAUCAAAAACUCCGAAAUCAUCAGAGGGCUGAAUCUUCGGGAGGAAGUAGAACCUCUGGAGGCUGAGAUCAAUCGUCUGGAGAUGGAGAAGAACGAUUUAGAGGACAGUAAGACGACCAACAGGCAGUGUAUGGAGCAGCUGAAGACAGAGAACCGGGAACUGAGACAGAACAUCGAGGAGAUAGAGGAGUGUCUGAGGACCGAGGACGUCGAGGGCAAGGAGGACUCACAGGAGGUCAAAGAAAUAAAGGAAGUGCUGAUUGAGAAGCAGGAAGCAGUCAGAAAAGAUAAGGAGCUGAUACAGUCGUACCGUAAGUCUAUCACAGAAGCUGACAACACCUGUCUACAACACGAGAUGACCAUCAGUCAGAAGAGAAAGGAACUGUCCAGUCUCUGUGCUAAGGCUAGGAAUAACUAUUCCAAAAAGGAAAUCAAACGAGACUUCAAGGCCGGACUAAGGGAAAUGAAGAGGAAGGCUGGGAUGUCUGACGUGGAGGAGAUGGAUGAUGAUGAUUUAUAUAACAGUGAGGAUGAUGAUGAAGAUAUCGGAUCAUCAGCGGAGAACCUUAAGGUGUUCUGUGUCAGUGCUAACGAGUACCAGAAAAUGAGGAACAUCAUCAUCGACGACGGACCCCCAACAGUGUUUAGUACAGAAGAGGACACACAGAUUCCAGCCUUAAGGUCGUACAUCCACCAGAUGACCGCUGUCCGACACCGCGGCAGUGUAGAGAGAAUUCUACAGAGGGUGGCUCAGUUUGUGUUUGACGUACAGAAUUACCUCAAUGAGGAUGGAACCAUCCAGACAAAGGAAAAAAAGAAGAAAUCACAAAGUGCCAUUGAGCAGAGGACACAACUCUUGUCACAGAAGUUUGAUUCCUUGAUAAGAGAUCUACAGCUGGACAUAGAGAAGGCAUUCUCCAAUCAGAUUAGACCUAAGUUAGGAAAGGGUAUCACCGAAGCUUCCAUGAAAGCCAAUGAACAAGCAGCAAAAUGGGGAUCACCGGUGAAUAAAGAGAACAAACAGGCCGGGGGGUUACAAUUCUGUGCGUACCGAGCCACGGUACAGAGACAUGGGGUGUUCCAGUCCCCCACGUAUGGACCGGUCAAUUUUAACGAGGACCUUACGGCUCCUAUGUAUUCAAGGAUAUCCAUUGUGUGGGAUAAAGUCUUCAGUGGAAUACUGUGGGGUGACUUUGAGAAGUUUAGGACAACAGUACUGACUUCACUGAAGGAGUUUAUUCAGAUCCUGAUUCAGGAUCUUCAUACACACGUUGUACAGCCCAGCAGUACACAGAGGGUACAGGCCUACAUCUUAGACAAUGCAAAGCAUCAGUUGACAGAGAUGGUGGCUGCUCUUAAAGAAUUUGUGACAGAGAGACAGAGGGAUGCCAAUCGUGUUCUGACACCUGUAGUACAGGAGAACAUGACUCCAACCUAUGACGCUUGUGCCGCAGAGAGUGGACCGGGAGCCUACCAGAGAAUGAAGGACGGCAUGGCGGCAGGAAUCGACAGAGGGAAAAUCUAUAUGUUUGAUGACGCCUCUCGCAACCUGCUGCAGGAAUUGGAGCAAAUCAAGGUUCAAGUAACGGAGAAAGUACGGGGAGUGUGUCGUGGUCUUUGCUCGGAUCUACAGGUGGCUUUUGAGCCCCUUUGGGAGGCCCCUGGGACCUGUGUGGAACUGCGAGACGUACUCCUACCAUGUGUUGGGGAGAUUUCACUCCAGGUGCGCACCAUAAUGGAGGAAGCCGGAGUGAGGGUACCAGUAACUAAUACAGGGCCACCUCCUGUCACAACCACCAACGGGGCUCCUGUCCAAUCAGAAGUCACUAAUGCACAAGGAAAUCAGGGUAUACAGAGAACAGAUGGGAACUCGUCAGAAUUGCCGCUGAGUUUUGUUCUUGAGGAACUUCAAGCCGGAUCUUCUGAUUCUGAACUUUUAACCUCCAUCAAAGUGGAACCAUCACUGUGUGUGCCCAAAAUCAAGAAAGAAAUGACAGUCUCUACCCAGAAUGCCACACCAGUCCGAUUUUCCUCUAUUAAAUCGGAACCCUCGUCUGGUAUACAGGUUUGUUGUUUUUGUGGACACCCCGGGACAAACCCAGGUGAAUGUGAUAAGUGUCGUGUCCCCCGGCGCUCCCCCCAAGGUAUCCUGUUCAGGUGUUGUCAAUUUUGUCACAUGAUGGGAAAGAACAUUCACAUCUGUGAAUUCUGUAAGCGGUGUCGGCGAUGUUUAAAUGUCGUCACAUCUCCUAAGCAACAGUGUGAAAUCUGUCAAGCUCCAAGAUCAAGGAUUCCAGGAUCUACUAGCAGAGUUUCCACAAAUCAUCAAAAUGUAUCCCACACCAUCACCUCAGCUAGUGUUCAAACAAAUCAACCGUCCACUUGCCCAGUAAGUACAGAUCAUCACAGUGCCAGAGUCAGUGAUGGAUCGUCUAUCAAAGUUGCGUCCUCCACAAUCCCACCAAAUGUUCAGCACAAUUCCUUCCCGGGCAGCACAUCUUACCUAGGUAUGUCUUCCAUACUUCCACCAAAUGUUAGUCAAACCUCCAGUACAGCUCGCCACCCAUCGACACAAGCCUACAAUGGCAGGGGUCAAGGUGACCAUGCAGUGCUUAAUACAUUAAAGAGACUAGCUGAUAAAGUGGGGUCACCCAAACAUCUGCUGUCUGCUUCCCAGCCUGUCCAGCAUGGCAGAAACAUGACCCCUUUUUCUCAGGGGUCAACCUUAUCACAGACAGGAAGUCUUACUCCACUGUCGAGUAAGCAGACGGGGAAUGACGUACGAGGUGGUACGCCAUAUAGCAGACUUAGCAGCAGCCAACAAACUCAUCAGAAAGAUCAGAAACAUGCCCUGAAAACACUCUCCAGAGUGCCAAAAAAUUUAGGAUUUAAGGACAUGAGGUAUAAUCCAUGAGGAAAGAGUGGAUUUGUGAAGCUGUAGAAGAAAGAUGUACACCACAAACUAGUGGA